Molecule: messenger RNA, 1767 nt
Organism: Penicillium psychrosexuale
Lineage: Eukaryota; Fungi; Ascomycota; Eurotiomycetes; Eurotiales; Aspergillaceae
Exons: 4
Coding region: 1-1767 (588 amino acids)
Biological process (GO): anterograde axonal transport
Cellular component (GO): mitochondrion
Source: RefSeq, a predicted model, not a curated record
AUGGCUGACGAUACCCCUGUCUCUGCGCCCCAAGGCGAGCAGCCCGAGCGCGCCACUGAGCAACCCACUGACUCUGAGAACAAGUCUGAGGAUGUCACCUUGUCGGAAGACAAGCCUGCCGAGACUGAAGCUGCGCCCGACAAGAAGACGGACGCUGAAGCUGAGGCUGAUAAGCCUGCUUUCUCUGACGAGGCUCCUGAGGCCAAGGCCGAUGGCGAAGCCGCCGAGGCUGCACCUGCCGAUGCGGAGGCCGUUGCGCCCGCGGAGGCCAACGGAACCCCUGCUUCAGCGAAGAAAUCCUCCAAGAAUCGCCGGACCUCCACUGGUGCCACCCAGAAGCUGAGCCGCAAAAAGUCUCAGAGUCGCAUCACCCACCUGGACGCUAAGCCAGGCCAAACUUAUCUUGCCCGCCUUCGCAGUUAUGCGCCCUGGCCCGCUAUCAUCUGUGACGAGGGUAUUCUGCCACCCAGCCUUCUCGAAACUCGUCCAGUUACUGCCAUGCAAAAGGAUGGAUCCUACAAGGGCGAGUAUGGUGACAAUGGCAGGCGCGCCCAUGAGCGUACCUUCCCCGUCAUGUUCUUCGAUACCAAUGAAUUCGCCUGGGUUCCCAACACUAACCUGACUCCUCUCGACCCUGCCGAGUGCAAAAAUAUUUCCGAGAAGAAUAAGACCAAAUCACUCAUCAAUGCCUACAAGGUUGCAUCCGAGGGCCACAACCUUCAAUACUUCAAGAAGCUGCUGAACGACCACCAGGCAGCUAUUGACCAGGAAGAAGCUGAGUUGGAAGCCCAAGAAGCGGAGAAAGAGGCUGCCAAGGCCGCAAAGGAGGCCAAGAAGGGCAAGCGUAAGAGCAAGGGCGCUGAGACCGAUGUUGAAAUGGAGGACGCGGAUGACUCGAAGAAAUCCAAGGCUCCUUCCAAGAAGCGCAAGAAGGAUGCUGAGACCGAUGCUGAGACGGAAAAGCCUGCUAAGACUCCCAAGUCUAACACAAAGCUGAAGUUGACCACCCCCAAGGCUCCUACCGAGGAUACUGGCAAGAAGACUCCCGCCAGCAAGACCAAGAAAGCACCUGCCAAGAAGGCCAAGGCAGCUCCCGUUGCCAGCGAUGAAGGAGACAGUGCCGAUGCUAAGGAAUCCGAGAAGCCGAUUGACCCAGAGGAACUGAGAAAGAAGAAGGAAAAAGAGAGUAUGAGAUCCCCCAUCUCCCCCGACGAGUCCGAUCAGGCCAGCUUAUACCUUACAGUUUUGUUCCUCCGCCACAAACUCCAAAAGGGGUUCAUCUCCCGCGACCAACCCCCCAAGGAAGAUGAAAUGGCUAGCAUGGCCGGCUACUUUGACAAAUUGGAAAAGCAUUCAGACUUGGAGGUGUCGAUCAUCCGUUCGACUAAGAUUAACAAGGUCCUUAAGAUGAUUGUCAAGCUCAACUCGAUUCCCCGGGAUGAGGAGUUCAACUUCCGUCACCGUGCCAUGGGCAUCUUGUCUAGCUGGAAGAACAUCUUGGACGCGGACACCCCCGGCCCGGCGGACAAGGAUGAGAAGUCCGCCGUUAACGGAUCCAAGGAGGAGGAUGGUGCUGAAACCCCCAAACUGGAGACAGAAGAGGAAAAGGAGCUCGAGUCCAAGUCGACUAAGAACGUUGACUCCCCAAUGCCUGACGCGGAUGAGAAAGCCCCUGAGCCCGAGAAGGAAGAAAAGCCUGAGGAGAAGGCAGCUGAGGAGCCCACCGAGGAGAAAUCUGAGGAAAAGCCCGCGGAGGCUGCUGCUUAA